AUGUCUGGUGAGACGAGGAAUUUUUUGUUGUCUGGCGAGGAGCCAACUACAAGUGAAAAACCAGUGGAUUCCCCCGAAAAAGGAAUGUUUGAUUCCCUCGUUGCCAAAGCGCACAGCAGGAUGUAUGAAAUAUUUGGAGACGUGUCAGAAAGCUCGUCAGAGCUUUCACAAGAAGAUUUCCCGACUUUGUCAGAAAGUAUUGUGACCAAAAGGAUUAUCGAUGUGCCUAGCAUCCAGACUGAGCAGGCGAGAAAGGAGAAAAAAAGUUUUGCGUUGGCAGCUGGGGGUGGAACCCGGCUGCUUUCGACGAACAAGUCAGACUACAUGAAAUAUAGAAAAAUAAUGGAAGUGAACGAUAGUGUGGUUAAAAUACAACCACCGGAGCAAUUUGUUGGAAUAGUUGUUCUCUUCUCUUCUCGUAGAUACUAUGACCAACUUGUUGCCAUUGAAAACAAGCUACCAAUUUCAGAAAACCAGAUAAGAAUUCUAUUCAAGUGGAAAGAUGCUUUUGAUAAAGAAUCUUUUUUUUCCGGUCGGAGAACACUGGGUGUUGUUUCUGGAAUGUAUGAGAAAGUCUGCAUGUUGUUCAACAUUGCUGCCUUACAAAGUCAAAUUGCUGCCUCUCAGAACCAUGAUACUGAUGAAGGACUUAAACUUUCAGUCAAAUUAUUUCAACAAUCAGCUGGUAUAUUCGGACACUUGAAAGAUAUUGUAUUGUCCCACACUCAACAAGAACCCACACCUGACUUGAAUCCAGAGACAUUAGCUGCUAUAAGUGCUCUCAUGUUAGCACAAGCUCAAGAGGCUUUCUACAGGAAAGCGACAUCUGAGAAUAUGAAUGACGGCAUGGUUGCUAAACUUGCUUUACAAUCUUCUGAUCUUUAUGCUGAUGCUAUGAAGCUUUUACAACUCCCGUCCAUUAGAGAAUUGUGGCCGAGGGAUUGGAUCCCUGCUACCGUUAUGAAACAGGCAGCAUUUCAUGCAUUGGCUGAAUAUCACCAGAGCAUUGUGGCUCAAAAGAAGAAGAGCUAUGGGGAAGAAAUUGCCCGAUUACAACAUGCUGAUGAAUUAAUGAAAGCUUCCCAGACUCGAGGAAGUGGUACUUUCUGUUUUCGUACCGAACACAAUAAGGUUGUACGUGCUCUAGAAUUGGCUGUAAAAGAUAAUGAUUUUAUUUAUCAUGAGAAGAUACCUGAUUCGAAAUCUUUGACUCCCAUUGGAAAAGCUCCAGUUGCAAAACCAACUCCACUACCUGCAACAAUGAGUUCAAAAUUUGUUGAUCUGUUUCAAAAACUGUUUCCCCUUCCUGUUCAUGAUGGAAUUGUUGCUUUUGAUAAUCGCAAAAAUCAAAUUAUUAAUCAAGAAACUGGCCGUUUGAAGGAAGCUACUCUGUUACUGAAUAGUGUGCUUGCUUCUCUAAAUCUUCCUGCUGCCAUUGAAGAUCUCUCUGGUGACAGUAUCCCGACUUCUUUACUGGAUAAGGCUCAGCAAUUGAAAAGGGAUGGUGGAGUAGAAAGCCUCAAUAAAAUGAUGCAAGACUUGCCAGAGUUAUUAGGACGGAACAGAGAAAUUCUAAACGAGUCGACCAGAAUGCUUGAGGAAGAAGCGAAAUCUGAUUCUCAACUUCGAGAGCAGUUUAAAGGGAAAUGGACCCGUACUGCUUCAGGUCAGCUGACAGAAACAAUGAAGAUCGAAGCAUCAAAAUACGAACAGAUUCUGAAUACUGCUAUCCAAGCUGAUAAGAUUGUACAGGAAAAAUACAACAAACACAAAGAAGCUAUAUUGUUACUUUCCAAACCAGAAAAAGAAAUCAAAUCUUCAUUGCCUUCUGCUAAUCCCACGGCUGCCUUACAAGACAGCAAUGUUGUGCAGGAAUUACGCAAACUUAUGGAGCAAGUUGAAACAAUUAAAGCUGAACGAGAAGCAAUUGAGAGAGAAAUUAAAGAUGCUACAUUUGAUAUCAGUAGUAAAUUUUUGAGUGCAAUGGCUCAGGAUGGUUUAAUUAACGAAGAGGCCAUCUCCGUGCCAGAGCUGAACAGGAUUUUUGGUCCUCUUAGAGAACAAGUUUCUGACAGCAUCAACCGACAAAAGGCUCUUUUGAAUAAGAUUCAGACUUCAAACACUGAAUUUUCUAAUGCUAAAGCUUCAAACCAAUCUGGUGCCCAAAGAGAAGCCAUGCUUAAAGAUUUGGCAGCUGGUUUCGAUAUGUACAUUGAAUUGAUGGAUAACCUUCAAGAAGGCACCACGGUACGUUGCCAAAAA
Messenger RNA from Octopus bimaculoides (California two-spot octopus), 2262 nucleotides. Its product is annotated as programmed cell death 6-interacting protein. Gene Ontology annotation, cellular component: endosome. Gene Ontology annotation, molecular function: protein binding. The record is from RefSeq and is a predicted model, not a curated record. NCBI's taxonomy places the organism in Eukaryota, Metazoa, Mollusca, Cephalopoda, Octopoda, Octopodidae. Gene Ontology annotation, biological process: mitotic cytokinesis.